Psylliodes chrysocephalus is the source of this 7485-nucleotide messenger RNA. Lineage: Eukaryota; Metazoa; Arthropoda; Insecta; Coleoptera; Chrysomelidae. The record is from the annotation of a GenBank genome assembly.
CUCUCCUCGAACGUAGUCGAAUAAUUAAAUUUUCAUAAAAAAAGUUGCAUAACACCAUCCAAGUAUAACAAACAUAUUAAAAAGGAAUCUGGCCUUGUAUCUACAUAAUACCUAAUUAUAUAAAUGACUACAUACGUAAUAUCUAGUAAUCAAAAUAUAGUAGUAAAAUAGUGAAUGUGUGUGCUGUGUUAGCGAAUUAAAAUGGUAGAAAAUAAAAUGCCAAGAGAUAUUUUUGAACUAUUAGAAAAAUCCGUUAAUGAAAAGAUUGAAAAUUUUGAAGUGAAACAACACGAAGGCAAUAAAAAAGGCGAAGGUUUUUUAGGCGAUUUACUAUUUAUUUCUUUAAAGAACAAAACUUCCAAGGAGGACCAUCAUUUUGUCAUAAAACAGGUUUUACCAAGUAACCAUGAAACUAAUAAAAAUUGGAUGUCAGCUUCUUACUUGAAUGAAAUUUAUAUGUACAUGAAAAUAAUACCUACGUUUCAAGAAUUUCAAAAGAAUUGCCAAAACAUUAAAAUUUUCGAUAACGUUCCAAAAUGCUAUGCCGCUCUUUCAGAAAAAUGUAAUGAAAAAAUAUUACUGGAGAAUAUCAAAUUCAAAAAUUAUGUACUGCACCCAAAAAAACAGCUUAUUAAUAGUAAAAUGUAUGAAAAAAUUUUUCAAUUAUAUGGAAAAUUUCACGCCAUUUCCUUUGCUUUUAAACAACAACGUCCUGAAUUAUUUUCAGAGUUAGUUUCUAACUUAAAAAACAAUUGGCCAGCUUUUACAACUCUCAUCUUGUAUAAAUCUAUUACGAAUGCUGUUAAUAGGAUUAAAAGAAUAUUGGAAAGUCGUAAUGAAGAAAAAUUAUUGAAGAGGUUUCUCAAUUAUAUGGACAAUGGUUUGGAUAUUUUUAAAAAUUCAAUCCAAUAUAAGGAUUCAUAUGGUGUUAUCAUACAUGGUGAUUGUUGGAGUAACAAUUUAAUGUUUAAAUAUAAUUCAGCAAGAGAAAUAGAAGACAUCAAAUUAAUUGACUUUCAAAUGUCUUUAUUAGGAUCCCCAGUACAUGAUCUAAGUUACACUUUUUAUUCCGGAGCAAGCAAAGAAGCUUUGGAUAAUUUAGAAGAGCUUCUAAAAAUAUACCACACUACGCUCAGUGAACACUUAAAACACUACGGUUUAAACGCAGAAAAAGUCUAUCCAUUUGCAGUCAUGAAAGAAGAAUGGAGGAAAUAUUGCUCAUUUGGGUUUAUAAUGGGUAUGUUGAUAUGGGGUGCUAAGAACAUUGAAGACGGACACGUUCCUGAUUUAAAUGAAGUUAUUGACGAUAAAAAUAAAUUUCAAAAUUAUAAUAUUAAAAUUGAUCAUAAAAAUUAUGAUGGACCUAUUUGUAAUUUAAUUAAACAUAUGUGUGAUAAUAAUUUUAUUUGAUCAAUACUUAAUUGCUUUCUGUUAUCUAGGUAAAUUUAACUUUGUUUCCUAUAGUUUAUAUCAAAAGUGUUUUUAAAUAUUAGAUACGGAUAUUGAACAUAUAUUUAUGAAUUUGUGAUAAACCGGUUUUUAUUUUGAUUUUGGUGCUGUAUAUAAAACUCCAGGGUAUCUAUUCUUGAAUCUCGGGGAUAGAAAAAUUUGAGGAAAGAAUAAGACAAAAUUGUGAGUUGCAGAUAAAGAGGAAAUACCGGUUUUCUAUUCCUUCGAAUUCAAAAAUAGCUACCCAGAUGUUUUGUACAAUUUUUUUAUUGAAUGUGUAGAAACACCUUUAAAUAACAAUUGCUAUGUUCUAUGCCAAUAAUGUGAUAUGUAUGGAGAAUAUUUUUAUUAAUUUCCCUCGCAGGUCAACUUCGAUCUUUUAAACAAUAACUUCGCCAUUUACGUUGUAGUGAAACUCACACAAAAGGUUGUGGGAAUUCGCUGAUUCAAAAAGCGGUAUGGAGCUCAAAGUAUUUUAUUAAAUUUACAGAGUUCAAAUUCCAACUAUAACAUAAUAAUCUAUCUCUAUAAGAAAUAAGACACGCCAUUGACCUAUAUAAAAAUGAAUAAAAAAAGUUGAUAGAAAGUAGUUAUAUAAGUGCAACAGAAACAAUAAUAAUAAUAACAUUAUAAAUAUAAGAAUACAAUAAAUAUAAAAAAUAGAUUUUACCUACCUAAAUUAUUGCAGGUACAAAUUAAUCAUUCUAACCACGAACAACUUGUUGGAUUUCUAGUCUAAAUUAAACGGCCAAAACGUGCAGGAAAUAUUCUCUGACCUUUUUGAAUAAGUACAACUUUUUGAUAGGUCCCCCUCUGGCUAAACAGCGGUAAGGUCGCGCAGAACGGUAUGGAAAAUGUGUUUCCUACCUUAAGCUCCCAAUAAUAUUUAUUAAUUAUAAUCCUACACCACGAUGAAAGAUAAUAGGUGUUUCAACUUCUCUAAAAUCCCAUAUAACAACAAAAGACGAUAUGGCACCAAUCACAACGUAGUUCCAAAAAAUUCACCAGAGGUCGUUAAAAGGUGAGGUACGCGUUAGACCAUUAUAAGAGCUAGGUAAAGUAUAUUUUAACAUUAACAUAUUCCAACUUCAAAAUCUGGCCAUCAAAUGAUUGAUCAAUCAUUUGACAGGUUAGUAUUUUAAUGUUCACGGAGCAUGACAUAUAUUAUAUUUACGAACAAAUAUAAUUGUAUUUUAUUUAUAACUCUAAUAAUUUUGCAGUAUUAUUUAUUGUUGUUAGUUUAAAAUAAUGCUUCUUUAAUCUUUGUUGAGGUCUAGUUAUUGUCUAGUCUAGUUAUUGUUGAUCUUAGAAAUUAAUGAUGUACUGAUGUCAAUAUUGUCAAUGUCAAAUUUUAAUUUAGAUAUCAAAAGUAGAAGUGGGGGAUGUAGAAAUAAAAUAAUAAAAAUUAAAGACGAUAGUAAUUGCUGCUAUAAGCUUUUAUAUUAUUUUGUAGAUAAAGAAACGAAUAAAGGUAUUUUCAAUUUUUUAAAUGUGUAGUAUGUGUGUACAUUUUAUUUAGAAUCAACAGUUCGGCUGUUAAGACAUCAUCCGUAUAUUUUAAAUGUAAACAGAAAUGGAAUGAUUGAUAAUAUAUUUUUUUUUUUUUCAUUUUUAAUGAAAGCUCUUGGCGAAUACUAAUAAAAUUUCCACACUUGAGAAGACUUACCUUUCCUUCGUUUUUCUUUAUCUAUCUGUGUGUAGUUACACCUACAAACCUUUGGUUUAUUUUGUAAAUGAUUAAAGUUGUAUAAGAUAAUGAAUCUAUUGAAAACAAUCCUCUGCGUUUAUAUUUAAUUAAAAGUUUAUUACAACACUUAUUCAUAUAGGUAAUUAAGGUUUACAGAUCAUUUUUGUGCCUACCCUUUUCAUCAAUUUGCCUUUUAAGAGCCACAUUUUAUUACAAUUAGGAGAUCCUACCAUGUGAAAUUAUUUAGGACUGGUAACAAAAUAAGCAUGUAUCUUUGGAAUGUGUUUAUUAAUUAUCUAAAAUGUCGCAGUUAUAAUUUAUUACCUACUCUUCUGUAAACAUAACACUUAUUUUUUCAAAAUCCAUUUCAACAAUAUUUACAAUUUUGUAGGAAAGAAUACACACUAUUUUCCUUAUUUAAUUAUUGUUGUCUUUUAAAAUAAAAAUGAUGAAAAAUAGUAAUGUUUUCUCACUUUGUUUUAAUGAAAUAUGUGUGGUUGUUAUAUAAGUAUGUGGUAUAGUAAUUUUCUUCUCGUUUUCACUUUCCAUUUCGUUUGUUUCAUGGAGUAUAAUUAGUGGACAUUAAUAAAUUACCAUUGUUUAAAAAAAUGGAUACAGACGUAUUUUUUACUCGAUAAAGAUAAAAUUAAUUGAAUUUUUCUGACAGUUCGCAGUCAUUAUUUGUUUUCAUUUAAGGUACUUCACCUUAGUAGAUGAUAUUGGCCGGUUCUGGAAAUGAAAAAGAGGUACAGAGAGAAGCAAUUGGGUAAUUAGUAAUUAUCCUAAGUACCCCCCACCCUUCGCGCAAUUAGCAAGUACCUCCCAAUUACAUCAUGUACUUUAAUAAGUGCAAUUGCACAGUAAGUACCACCCAAUUACAUCAUGUACUGUAAAUAAAUGCAAUUGCACAGUAAGUACCUCCCAAUUACCAUAUACACGCCAUACUGUAAUGAUUGUAAUUGCAUAAUAAGUACCUCCCAAUUACCCACAGGGUAUGCAUAGUGUAAUGGGUGUAAUUACUUCAUACAUAUAUAGAUGUAAGUAUUUACUAUGUAUAUCGGGUAGCAUGUAACGAGCAUAGUAAGUACCUCUUAGAUAGUAAUUACUAGGUAUAGGAUAUAGUGUAAUGAGUUAAGUCUAAGUACAUCUCAAUGAUUACUAUUGUAGCAUAGGGAAAAUACGUCGGAGCAUACCUAAACACAUCCUUGACUCUCAACCGUCAUAGCUAUAGUGAAGCGCUAGUCUCCAGCAGACGCGCAAGACGUAAACAUCGGUGGAAGGGAUAGUUCCCCAUUCUUCACAAAAUUAGCGGGUACCUCUCAGGCUUGUAUAUUAUGAAUAUGAGUUGCAUAGUAAGUAUUUUUCAGAUACCCUAUACACCAUGUGUAAUGUACCUCUCAUCACCCCAUACACAUUGAAAUGUAAUGAGUGUAGCUACCUUGUAUAUAUAGUAAUUUCUAUGCGUGUCAUGAAGUGUAAUGAGUAAUUUAAGUAGCUCUUGGUUAUUACUAUUGUAGCAUAUAUAGCAUUUUGUAUCCUAAGUACAUUCUAAAUAAUAGACAUAAAUGGGGGAUGAAGACCGCACAUCCUUGACUCUCGAUCACCAUGAUUAGAGUGAGGAACCGGCCGGGCGCAAGCAUACACGGCAUGAAUAUUGAGGCAGGAACUUGGAAAAAGUGGGGGAUUUAGUUAACAAGUACUUCCCAAUUCUGAAGUCUAAUUGCAUAGUAAGAAACUUUCAAUGUAUAAUAAGCAUCGCAAAUACUUUUCAAUCCUCCAUUCACAUAUAGUUACCUUGUAUGUAUAUCAUGUGUAAUAAGUUGUAGUAAGUACUCCCCAUUACUUCAAACACAAUGAAGUGGUAUAAGUGUAAGUACAUUAUGUAUAGUAAUUGCUAUGUAUAUCAUGAAGUUUAAUAUAAGUACCUCUUUUUGAGAGGAUAUAUAGUAGCGUACGUAUCCAAAAAGUUUAAACAUCGUGAGCUUCCGCAGUGUAUGGUUUCAAAACGGCUAAAAAUAUCUUAUUUUAAUACAAAAUACAUACAAAAACGGAAAAAAAACAACAUCAGAAUAAUUAAAAUAUCUUUCUCAGGUGAAAGACACCAAAAAUUUAAAACAAAAAAAUAAGUAAAAUGCAGACACAUUGACACACAACGUUUUCAACUAAACUAUUAUGUUUUGAUUAGUGGAGAUCUACGUAUAAUAAUACGCAAACCUCGAACUCAGGUAAAAAGUGCCGGGUCCUUUAGGCAUCUAGUUGGACUAAGUUUAGUAGAAAUAUGUGUUUUUUAUGGUCGCCAUCUAUAACGAAGUUUAGGUAGUUCUUCUAGAGUAGGAUGAUGAGAUAUAGUAGAACCCUGUUUUUAAUAGUUUUCGGAUUAUUUAUUGUGGGUAGAAAACUACAAUAUUUUAAGAACAUAAUAGGUAAAUAUUUGGUGAAAUAUUAAGCUGUAUAUUAUAAUUACUAAAAUAUCGAAUGUUUAUUGAAUUAGUAGUCAUUUAUAUACAUAUGCUAGCCUUUUUUUUAAAUUGAAUUCACAAAAAUAUCUAGAAUCCAGUCCUUUAUAGGAUAACAGGUGACAAAUAAAUCUUUAGAUAGAGGUAUAUUAUAAUUACUAAAAUAUCGAAUGCAUAUUAAAUUAGUAGUCACAUAUAUUACUUGAAGGUGAAGGACAAUACAAAUUUGCUGUUAUACCUAUUUUAUUGGAAAAUACAGAUGAACUAUGAACAAUCCUUUUCAAUUUAAACAAAAACAUACACAUACAAGUUCGCCAUAAAUAGAGGGUUUCAGAGAUAGAUACUUUAAGAAAAAUAAAUAUUUUUAUGGCACGAAGCAUAUGUGAAUGGAGUAUUGAAAAGUAUUUGCGAUUAAACAUUUUACUAUAAGCUGCCAAAUGUUCACUUAAUUUCAUCCAGUGAAAGAUAAGUUCUGUAAAAAAUCGUAAACUUGUUUUGACCACGUAUGAUACACUGAAAUGGCAGCCUUAAAUGUUCGGCAAAAACUAGAUUUAUGUCUUUGAUUAUUGUAUAUGGCUGAAAUUAAAUUUUAUGACUUACUAAUAGGAAACCAGUUUUAAUCAUUCAUUCUAUGUUUUCUUUCGAACAAAAAUGAAAAUAUAAAUAACAAUCCUUCUGUUCAUACAAAUUAACUUCAUGCUAUUAUUUAACGGUAUUUUUUAUUUUGACAAAAUAGAUUAAUUCUUCAACGACAUUUUAUUAGACUUCUCAUACAUAUUCCGUAAAUACUGUUGCCUGUCUAUAUUUUAUUAUUGGUUUUUAUAUUUAUACAAUGUUUUUAUUGAUUAUACUUAGUUUUUUUUUUUAUUUAAGCGAUAAAAAUAUAUAAUAAUAAAUUAAUGUUCCACUUGUUUUAAAAUCCAUACACUUUUAAUAAAAUUAACAUAUAUACUUUUUAAUUACGAAUUCUUCUAAUAAAAAUUGUAUUGUCAGUAUAGGCAUUAGGCCAUUAGUACAAAAUAGAAUUGGCGCUGCUGUCACGCACGGAGCGAAUAGGUGUUUUCAGAAACCUAUUAUGGAUUAGAAAUCCGGAUUAUUGGGCUUACCCGACGGAUCACGUAGAUCACUAAAUGAGUUUAAUUAUUGUUCCUGUUUAUCAACUUUUAUCAAUUUUUAAUUUUAUCCGCGUGACAUUUAAUAUUUAAAACCCUUAUUUGUUUAAGACCCAUUUUAUUUUAAAUAACCUAUUCCCUCUAGCAAGUAUAAGUUUAUAAUAGUAUUUUACUGAUGAAGAAGUCAUUAUCCUCUUGAUAUAGAUUACAAGUUUUAAGUUACUAAAUUUAUGUAAACGUUAAAAGAAAACUACUACUGUCAGACACCAAAUACCAAACAGUUAUUCCAUCAUUUCUCUAUAAAAUCUAUUACUAAUAUACUCGCAGAGAGGAUUACAAAAUACUGGUCUCGAUCAUAAAACUAGAUCAGUAAUUUACCAGUUUCCAAAAACGGAUAGUGUUAGUAACACUAGGUAAACGAACAAUAGAAUUUGUAAUCUUUCUGAUCCGAAUAGGUUUCCGAAAACGCCUUAUGUUGACAGCAACUCGCAUACUUGAAUAUUAUUCAAAAUCAGUGUAAAGGAAAAUCCAGUAAAGUAUUAUUUUUUAAUAUAAAAAUACAUAAUAAAAUUUAAAUAAUAAAAUAUAUUCCCUGUAAACUGGAAAUAUUAGACAUUUAUACAUAAUUUUAUUACUAUUUAGUCCUACAAUAAAUAAAUUAAAUCUAAUUAUUAUUAUUUAGUUUCUUCUAUUUCUUCUUUCAUUUCUUCUUCAGAUCCCACAGGCAAAUCAGAAUUCAUUUCCAUUUGCUAGUUAUAGAAAAAAUUACAUUUAAACUUUG